This is a messenger RNA of Durusdinium trenchii, 339 nucleotides long. NCBI's taxonomy places the organism in Eukaryota, Dinophyceae, Suessiales, Symbiodiniaceae. The record is from the annotation of a GenBank genome assembly.
AUGGCUUGCCAGUCCCAUGGAGUGUCUGGCACAGUACACUGGGCCACUUCAAACCGUUUGAGGAAGCUUUCCAACCUUACGAGCUCGUUCCGGGCUCGUUCCGAUGUCAUCGAAAGCCCUUCACCUGGUGCCGGAGAGGCUGCCGCCGCUUGCCUGGCAGAGCUCACGGCAACGUUGACCGUGCCGCUGCUUGACCGUGGCUCCGCCAAGCAAGGCUUCGAGGAGCAUUUGGAGGAGUGGCGAGCACAACGGGUGCCCAGGGACCUCUUGCCCGCGAUCAAGGAUGGGCUUCUGAGCGUGAGCUACCUGGAAAGACCUCCUGAAGAUUGGUGGAGCUGA